AUUCAGGUUUUGAAUCUGCUCGGCCAACUGGGGUUGCAGAUUCAGAACUGGAAGGAAGAAUCUGAGUACAAAUGGGGCAGUGUUGCAGCAGUGCUACUACCCCGGAUUCAAACCAAGGAGGAGGAGCCAAUGGCUAUGGCUAUUCUUCACAGCCAAAACAAGCGCAAACACCCUAGUUACAACAACAACAACAACAAUGCUCAGCCACCACCACAGGGUGAGGUGAGGUACACACCGCCGGCGAUGAACGCUCCGGUAGUCCCACCAGUUGUUGCCCCCUUGAAGCCCAUGCCUGACACGAUUCUCGGCAAGCAGUUCGAGGAUGUGCGCUCUGUCUACACCCUUGGUAAGGAACUCGGAAGGGGGCAGUUCGGGGUGACGUACCUCUGCACCGAGAUUACCACUGGCAGGCAGUACGCUUGCAAGUCCAUCUCCAAGCGCAAGCUCGUGAGUAAGGCCGACAAGGAGGAUAUUCGCAGGGAGAUCCAGAUCAUGCAGCAUCUUUCUGGACAGCCAAACAUAGUAGAGUUCUGCGGAGCGUAUGAGGACAAGGGCAGCGUGCAUGUCGUGAUGGAGCUCUGCGCAGGCGGGGAGCUCUUUGAUCGGAUCAUUGCUAAGGGACACUACUCAGAGCGGGCAGCUGCUACAAUCUGCAGAGGAGUUGUGAAUGUCGUCAAUGUUUGCCAUUUCAUGGGAGUGAUGCACCGUGAUCUGAAGCCAGAGAACUUUUUGCUUGCAACCAAGGAUGAGAAUGCAGUGCUCAAGGCCACUGAUUUUGGGCUCUCAGUCUUCAUUGAAGAAGGAAAAAUGUAUAGGGACAUCGUCGGAAGUGCUUAUUAUGUUGCUCCUGAAGUGCUUAGGCGAAAUUAUGGUAAAGAGAUAGAUGUUUGGAGUGCAGGUGUUAUUCUAUACAUUCUUCUCAGUGGUGUUCCUCCAUUCUGGGCUGAAACCGAGAAGGGAAUAUUUGAUGCUAUUCUUCAAGGGGAGAUUGACUUUGAAAGUCAGCCAUGGCCAUCAAUUUCUGAGAGUGCUAAAGACCUUGUGAGGAAGAUGUUGGCACAAGACCCAAAGAAAAGAAUUACUUCAGCCCAAGUUCUUCAACAUCCAUGGCUCAGAGAAGGAGAAGCAUCAGAUAAGCCCAUUGACAGUGCUGUGCUUUCUAGGAUGAAGCAAUUCAGAGCAAUGAAUAAACUGAAAAAGAUGGCUUUGAAGGUUAUAGCUUCAAACCUUAACGAGGAAGAGAUCAAGGGCUUGAAGCAAAUGUUUAGUAACAUGGACACAGAUAACAGUGGGACAAUCACAUAUGAAGAACUCAAAGCAGGAUUAGCCAAGCUUGGAUCGAAGCUGUCAGAAGCUGAAGUAAAACAGUUGAUGGAAGCAGCUGACGUGGACGGCAAUGGAUCGAUUGACUACGUUGAGUUCAUAACAGCUACGAUGCACAGACACAAGCUCGAAAGAGAUGAGCAUCUGUUCAAGGCAUUCCAGUACUUUGAUAAAGACAGCAGUGGCUUCAUCACAAGGGAUGAGCUGGAGACUGCUUUGAUCGAGCAUGAAAUGGGUGACGCGGACACCAUAAAGGACAUCAUAUCAGAAGUCGAUACGGAUAAUGACGGGAGGAUCAACUAUGAGGAGUUCUGCGCUAUGAUGAGAGGAGGGCUGCAGCAGCAGCCAGUAAGGCUCAAGUAGAGUCCGUUUCCUUGUAGAAAAUGAUGUACUGAUAGCGAAACUGCUCUUGGUUCUUUCGUUUUUCCAUGUUAGCUGGACGGAUAAGAAGUUUUUUUGCUUUGCAUUGUUGAGAUGAUUGUGUAUAUCUUGUGACUUUUUGCUCGUUGCACGGAGUUGCGCAAAUGUUGUGGACGUACUUUGUUCUUCUGUAAGUUCGUUUUUUGCAAGUACAUCUAAUAAAAGAGUAUUUUUU
Messenger RNA from Lolium rigidum, 1918 nucleotides. Its product is annotated as calcium-dependent protein kinase 19-like. Gene Ontology annotation, biological process: protein autophosphorylation; intracellular signal transduction; peptidyl-serine phosphorylation. Gene Ontology annotation, molecular function: calcium/calmodulin-dependent protein kinase activity; calcium ion binding; ATP binding. The record is from RefSeq and is a predicted model, not a curated record. NCBI's taxonomy places the organism in Eukaryota, Viridiplantae, Streptophyta, Magnoliopsida, Poales, Poaceae. Gene Ontology annotation, cellular component: cytoplasm; nucleus.